AAACACUUUGGGCCUGUGCACUUGUUCUUUUCCUUUCUUAAUUUUGACUGAUCUCAUCUCAGCUACCUAAGAACCGGAAGACCAAAACCAAGUAAGAGAAACAGGGUGAAAAGAUAGCAGCUCCCUGGCCCGUGAUGUUAAUGAAAGAAAGUAAUUCAUAAGAAACCAGCAGGACUCUGGGAUGCCAGGGACCUCAAGCGAGACCUUUGCCUGUGGGAGGAAGUCGGAGAGCGAAACCCGCCGAGAACCAGGAGCUCGGAGGACCAGCCUGUUGCUCUCUUCUCCCCCUCCUCCUUCUGGACUGGAAGGAUCGCUCUCCCCGUCCGCCUCCGGAGGUCAGUGUAAUCAACCGGAAGGCCGAAUGGAGGAGGUGUUACCGGACCUGAGCCGGAGGAACCAGUACAGACCCUCUGUGUUACGACAGGGCCAAAUGCAGCCUUCUAAACACUAUAUCGAGAACGGUUCACACACUCAGCCAAUCCUAGUCCCGGAGUCAGAGAGCCAGGACCCAGGCCCCCACUGGGGUUCAUCUCCCCCCGCGGGAGCUCCGUCUCCGGGCCGUCUCGCCGGCGCCUCCUCCCCUCUCCUCCCUCUCCCCUCCGGGAGAGGAGGGAGUCUGCAUCGCUACUCCCAGCACGCCAUGCAUCCCGACCACUCCAGACUCCCCGCCACAGGGGGCGCCAGAGGUCUGUUUGUGAGCGGGCUGUGCCGCUGGCUUGGGUGUGGCAGGUCGUUUGAAGAUAUCUCCAGCCUUUUUAUCCACCUGCAGGGAGAACAUGGCCUCACUGAGCAGAGCCUGACCCAGUAUAGAAGCCAGCAGGACAUGGUGCACUACCUGGAGAGAAAGCUGACCUUGGAGAAACAAAGACUGCGGUUGAUGGAGCGCCACAUCUCAGACACCAGCCCGGCCCAAUCCGCGGCAUAUGAUUGGUCGUACAGUCUGGCUCUCUACCUGGCCCCGCCCCCGGUGACAGAUGGGUUGGCUGCGCCGCCCGGAGUGGUGAAGGAUGUGGUGGACUUCGCUCAGCAGGGCUGCUGGCCCAAUGGCCCAGCACACCUUCUGCCAGAUUAUGUCCCCAGCAUUGAGUGUUACAAGUAUAACAACAUCAGGCCCCCCUACACCUACGCUUACCUCAUCAGAUGGUCCAUCCUGGAGUCCCCGCUGAAGCAGCGCAGCCUGAAUGAGAUCUACACCUGGUUCUCCACCAUGUUCUUCUACUUCAGACACAACACGGCCACCUGGAAGAACGCCGUGCGCCAUAACCUGAGCCUGCACACGUGCUUCGUGCGCAUGGAGGGGGGGAAGGGGGCAGUGUGGACGGUGGACGAGAGGGAGUACCAGCGGAGGAAAGGACCCAAGUACCACAGGGACCAGCCCGGGAGGUUGAUGUCACCUUACUCACAUUUCCGACCUGGAGAAUCGUGAGGACGUUGUGUCCACUGGUCUGCAACGGUUAUUUUCCACCAGAAGAGGGCGAUUUUACGGCGAAUUAUAUUCAGACGAUGCGGUGGCAAAUUUGCGUUUCUAUUAACGACUAUGACUAUGAUGGGUUUAAUGAAGCUAGGGUCGAAUAUUUGGAGGAACCAGCCAGAGUAAGCUACCUUUGGAAAGUAUCCAACCGGAAAAAUUCCAUCCCUACCUUCUUCAGGUCUCCCUCCUACGCUACUGCCCCAAAAUACUUCAAACAAAUGACUAGCUCGCUAGCCUUAGCAUCUAUCUGCCUAGCCAAAUUUCGUCAAUUUCUUGUUAGAUACAUUUUUUAAUUCAUUGCCGUCGGGUUUUAGAGAAUGUCAACAAUAAUAAUAAAAAAAAGCUUCUUGAGUAAAUUGCCUAUCCUAACUUUAACCCUACAUCUUUACCCUGACAUGUAACCAUUGCAAAUCAAUGACCUAAUCGUAACCAUUUGUACUAAUUGUAUAAAAGGGGAAAAUAACCAAUAAAGUGUAUAUAGUGAGCUAUAUUCAGACUUGUUUGUCAGAAAAGUAAUAAAGCCUAUCCAAACACACCA
Gadus morhua (Atlantic cod) is the source of this 2009-nucleotide messenger RNA. It is a transcript of the gene foxp3b, whose product is annotated as forkhead box P3b. The record is from RefSeq and is a predicted model, not a curated record. Gene Ontology annotation, molecular function: DNA-binding transcription repressor activity, RNA polymerase II-specific; RNA polymerase II cis-regulatory region sequence-specific DNA binding. Lineage: Eukaryota; Metazoa; Chordata; Actinopteri; Gadiformes; Gadidae. Gene Ontology annotation, biological process: regulation of transcription by RNA polymerase II. Bases 182 to 1426 code for a protein of 414 amino acids. Gene Ontology annotation, cellular component: nucleus. The transcript is spliced from 13 exons.